GGUCUCAUGAUUCCUUCAGCUUCUACAUCGAUGAAGCCUCUCCAGUAGGUCCUGAACAGCCAGAAACUGUCCAGAAUUUUGUCUCUGUGUUUGGAACUGUGGCCAAAAAGCUCAUGCGAAAAUGGCUAGCCACUCAAACAAUGAACUUUUCGGGUCAGCUAGGAGCUGGAAUUCGUUAUUUUGAUCUUCGAAUUUCCACCAAGCCCAGAGAUCCUGACAAUGAACUCUACUUUGCUCAUGGUUUGUUCAGUGCCAAAGUCAAUGAAGGCCUUGAGGAGAUCAAUGCAUUCCUCACAGAUCACCAUAAGGAGGUAGUAUUCUUGGACUUCAACCAUUUUUAUGGGAUGCAGAAAUAUCACCAUGAAAAACUCGUCCAGAUGCUGAAAGACAUCUAUGGAAACAAAAUGUGCCCAGCGAUUUUUGCCCAGGAAGUUAGUUUAAAGUAUCUGUGGGAGAAGGACUAUCAAGUGUUGGUAUUCUACCAUAGUCCAGUGGCUCUGGAAGUACCCUUCCUCUGGCCUGGGCAGAUGAUGCCAGCACCCUGGGCCAACACCACAGACCCAGAGAAACUGAUCCAGUUUCUUCAGGCCUCCAUCACUGAGAGAAGAAAGAAGGGUUCAUUUUUCAUAUCUCAGGUGGUACUGACCCCCAAAGCUAGCACAGUGGUCAAAGGGGUGGCAAGUGGUCUCAGAGAAACAAUCACAGAAAGGUAA
Carlito syrichta (Philippine tarsier) is the source of this 713-nucleotide messenger RNA. Its product is annotated as PI-PLC X domain-containing protein 3. Gene Ontology annotation, cellular component: synapse. NCBI's taxonomy places the organism in Eukaryota, Metazoa, Chordata, Mammalia, Primates, Tarsiidae. Gene Ontology annotation, biological process: lipid metabolic process. Gene Ontology annotation, molecular function: phosphoric diester hydrolase activity. The transcript has a single exon. The annotation marks the transcript as partial. The record is from RefSeq and is a predicted model, not a curated record.